AUGGGAUAUGACAGGACAUCACUAUCCACCAUUCACCGGUCUUUUGAGCAUGCUGGUGUCAAUCUCAAGCACAUCAAGAAGAUUGCAGCUGAAUGUGACCCUCUAUGUCAUGCAGACUUCGUUUGUCGUGUGUCACAGUACUUGCCAGCCUCUUUACUCUGUUUGGACGAAGUUUCGAAAGAUGACCGUACAUAUUCACGUCAUUGGGGACGUGCUGCACGAGGUGCUCGUGCUGAGCAGCAUCAACCAUUUGUUCGGAAACGUCGGUUUUCAAUGGUGGCAGGAUUAGCUCUUGAUGAGGGCAUAGUUGCUGCAAAAGUUGUUGAAGGAUCAUUCAAUCGCGAGAGUUUUAUGAAUUUUUUGCGCAACGACGUGGUUAGUUUUUCAGACUAUGAACGUGCAGCGUGUCACUGA
Molecule: messenger RNA, 414 nt
Organism: Suillus clintonianus
Lineage: Eukaryota; Fungi; Basidiomycota; Agaricomycetes; Boletales; Suillaceae
Exons: 1
Coding region: 1-414 (137 amino acids)
Source: RefSeq, a predicted model, not a curated record